AUGCCUUUGCUGAUGACUAUCCCCAGAGGCGGGGCUCUCUCAACCUUGUUAGAGACCUACCGAACGCAGGCCGAGUUCUUAGUGGUUUACUUGGAGGAAGCACAUGCCAAGGGGGAGUUUGGUAUGGGAAGCAAGAUGAGUAGGAACUCUAGACACACUUCUAUUCAUGACAGAAUCAACGCUGCAAAGGAUCUUGUGGCGCUGGACAAAGCUUACCACGGAUGUUUGAGUGAAGACGUUUCCGACACCAGCCGAGUGCGUGUCGUCGUGGAUACCAUGGACAAUUCAUUCACGUCUCGAUUCGACGCAUUCCCCGAUCGCGUCUUCAUCAUCCACGACGACAAAGUCGCCUUCGUUGGUUCCGACAUCAUGGACCAGAUGGAACAUCCCGAACAGCUGAUGACCGACGAAGUCCGUGAGUGGCUCAAAGAGAGAAUGUAA
Molecule: messenger RNA, 441 nt
Organism: Strongylocentrotus purpuratus (purple sea urchin)
Lineage: Eukaryota; Metazoa; Echinodermata; Echinoidea; Camarodonta; Strongylocentrotidae
Product: thyroxine 5-deiodinase-like
Exons: 3
Coding region: 1-441 (146 amino acids)
Molecular function (GO): thyroxine 5'-deiodinase activity
Source: RefSeq, a predicted model, not a curated record